GUCGUCGGUGUAACCUGCUUCAUCCUCUGUCUCAUGGGCCUUUCCAAGGUCAGCACUUCCAAAAUGGGCAUGCUGUACGGCAUAGGCGGCAUGAUUGCUUUGAUUGCCGCCUACUGGGCCGACACGACGUACACAUACGCGGACGGUCCAUGGUUGGUGGCUGCGAGUAUGGCCCCCGGUGCUAUACUCGGUCUCGUCAGCGCCUACGCCGUUGGCAUGACCGGCUUGCCCGAAAUGGUCGGCGCUUACAACGGAUUCGGUGGACUCGCCGCCGCCUUGACCGGUAUUGGAACCUAUCUGGAUCCUCAAGCAACGUUGUCAGAUUCUAUGUUGUGGGUCCAGGGAGUUGCUUUGGUGCUCUCCAUUGUGAUUGGUAUGAUGACCUUUACAGGAAGCAUGGUGGCGGUGUGCAAGUUGCACGGAUGGUUGGCGAGUCGACCCCGGGUUCUGCCUAUGCGAGGUUUGUCGAACCUCAUCAUGCUGGCCGUCAUGAUCGUCUUUGGUGCUUUGGCCUUCUCGGGAAAUCAGUACUGGAACGACCGCGGAGCCGGGAUGGGAUACAUUCUUAUAGUUACGGUGGUCGCGGCUCUUUACGGCUUCACCUCCGUCAUGGCGAUUGGAGGUGGCGACAUGCCGGUCAGUAUCAGUUUCCUAAACUCACUUUCUGGAUUCAGUACGUCGGCUGCGGGAUUUAUGCUGUCCAAUAAGGCGUUGGUUGUAGCUGGUGCCUUUGUUGGUUGCAGUGGCUUGAUUUUGACACUUGUCAUGUGCAUGGCCAUGAAUCGAAGUAUUACCAACGUACUCAUGGGAGACUUUGGCGAAGGCAGCAAGUCGCAGCAAGUUGUGAAAACAGGCGACAACAACGACGAGCAAGGAACUGUCCAGGAAGUAUCGGCCGAGGACGUUGUGGACCUUUUGACGGCCGCAAAAUCUGUCAUUAUUGUUCCUGGAUACGGAAUGGCGGUCGCCAAAGCACAGCACUCGAUCGCAGACCUCACAUCUCGUCUCCGCGCUCGCGGUGUCAACGUACGCUUUGCGAUUCAUCCCGUCGCUGGACGAAUGCCUGGUCACAUGCCGGUGCUUCUGGCGGAAGCACGUGUACCUUACAACAUUACAUUCUCCAUGGAUGAUAUUAAUGCCGACUUUGAGAAGACAGACGUCGUUUUGAUACUUGGCGCGAACGAUAUUGUCAAUCCAGCGGCUCAAACAAACCCUACAAGUCCUAUCGCGGGUAUGCCUGUCCUAGAGGUUUGGAAGGCCAAGCAUACUAUUGUUAUGAAGCGCAGUUUACGAACUGGCUAUGCUGGUGUCGACAAUCCACUUUUCUUGAAAGAAAACAAUGCCAUGUAUCUGGGAGAUGCCAAACAAAGCACAGACAAGCUCCUCAAACUUCUC
Messenger RNA from Phaeodactylum tricornutum CCAP 1055/1, 1395 nucleotides. RefSeq lists its product with no specific name. The annotation marks the transcript as partial. NCBI's taxonomy places the organism in Eukaryota, Bacillariophyta, Bacillariophyceae, Surirellales, Neidiaceae. The transcript has 5 exons. The record is from RefSeq and is a predicted model, not a curated record. Gene Ontology annotation, molecular function: proton-translocating NAD(P)+ transhydrogenase activity; NADP binding. Gene Ontology annotation, cellular component: membrane.